GCCGCCGCCACCGCCACCACCGCCGCCGCCACCGCGGGAGCCGGAGCUGCCGGGCGCAGCGGCGUCCGCGCCAGACUGGAGCGGGAGGGUGGCCGAGCGCAGUUGCUGGGAAUUUGUCAGCCGGGAGGGCGAGCGGUCGGGAGAGAGACCCCGCGAGCUGGGGAGCGGUGGGGAGCGCGAGCGCCGGAGCGAGCCGAGCCAGCCCCGAAAUAGCUCUAGAAAGCCAGGUUGCCGGAGGAAAUGGGACUGUGACCGAACCGGGGAGCAAGAAGGGAAGGAAGCGCCGGGCUUGCUGAUGUCAGAGGAGCCCGUAAAGUCGCGCUGGAAAAAUCUGAAGGCAGCCGGGGCUCUGCUGCUUCCCCAGGAGAGACACCGCCAGCCACCCCCACACGCCCCCUCGGCGCCUCCGGGUUCCCCCCGCGAGCCGGCGACAGCGCGCCGCGGGGCUGCUGCGGGGCGACGGGGGACUGAGGGGCGCGCGGACCGGAGACCGAGGGGCCACUUCAGGAAUACAGAUAAGUGGCUGGCGGCUGGACGUGGAUUUUAAUGAAUUUGGACUCCAUGUGGAUUUGGUCGUCCCCGUGAUUGGGAGCUGCGGGCAGCGAAAGGGGCAGCGCGCCACCCUCGGCAGCCGGCGGCCGAGGCGGACGGGCCGAGAGCGGAAGGACAGACCGACGUCGCCGAGCUGGAAUCAUGUGAGGGCCGGCCGGGAAGGUGGAGUAGAUGAGAACCCAGAGGAUCUGUGUCCUCGUCCCCGCCCCACUCAGAAUGGAACAGAGGAGGCCCUGGCCACGGGCUGCAGAGGUUGACGGCUGGUCUGUGGUCCUGCUCUCUGUGGUCUGGGUGCUGCUGGCCCCCGGGGCGGCCGGCAUGCCUCAGUUCAGCACCUUCCACUCGGAGAACCGGGACUGGACCUUCAACCACCUGACCGUCCACCGAGGCACGGGCGCGGUGUACGUGGGGGCCAUCAACCGGGUGUACAAGCUGACGGGCAACCUGACCAUCCAGGUGGCUCACAAGACGGGGCCGGAAGAGGACAACAAGUCCUGUUACCCACCCCUCAUCGUGCAGCCCUGCAGCGAGGUGCUGACCCUCACCAACAACGUCAACAAGCUGCUGAUCAUCGACUACUCAGAGAACCGCCUGCUGGCCUGCGGGAGCCUCUACCAGGGCGUGUGCAAGCUGCUGCGGCUGGACGACCUCUUCAUCCUGGUGGAGCCCUCGCACAAGAAGGAGCACUACCUGUCCAGCGUCAACAAGACCGGCACGAUGUAUGGCGUGAUCGUGCGCUCCGACGGCGAGGACGGCAAGCUGUUCAUCGGCACGGCCGUGGACGGCAAGCAGGAUUACUUCCCGACCCUGUCCAGCAGGAAGCUGCCCCGCGACCCCGAGUCCUCCGCCAUGCUCGACUACGAGCUGCACAGCGACUUCGUCUCCUCCCUCAUCAAGAUCCCCUCCGACACCCUGGCCCUGGUCUCCCACUUCGACAUCUUCUACAUCUACGGCUUCGCCAGCGGGGGCUUCGUCUACUUCCUCACGGUGCAGCCGGAGACCCCCGAGGGCGUGGCCAUCAACUCGGCGGGGGACCUGUUCUACACGUCCCGCAUCGUGCGCCUCUGCAAGGACGACCCCAAGUUCCACUCCUACGUGUCCCUGCCCUUCGGCUGCACGCGGGCCGGGGUGGAGUACCGCCUCCUGCAGGCCGCUUACCUCGCCAAGCCCGGGGACUCCCUGGCCCAGGCCUUCAACAUCAGCGGCCAGGAUGACGUGCUCUUUGCCAUCUUCUCCAAAGGCCAGAAGCAGUAUCACCACCCGCCCGACGACUCUGCCCUCUGUGCCUUCCCCAUCCGGGCCAUCAACCGGCAGAUCAAGGAGCGCUUGCAGUCCUGCUACCAGGGCGAGGGCAACCUGGAGCUCAACUGGCUGCUGGGGAAGGAUGUCCAGUGCACCAAGGCGCCCGUCCCCAUUGAUGACAACUUCUGUGGACUGGACAUCAACCAGCCUCUCGGAGGCUCGACUCCAGUGGAGGGACUGACCCUGUAUACUACCAGCCGGGACCGCAUGACCUCAGUGGCCUCCUACGUUUACAAUGGCUACAGCGUGGUUUUUGUGGGGACGAAGAGUGGCAAGCUGAAAAAGGUAAGAGUCUGUGAACCCAGACACGCCAAUGCCUUCCAGCCCCUUCUGGAAGGUUGCUGUUGGUGGACAUUUAACACAGGCAACUCUUCCCUUUCUUGGGCAGGGGGGUUAGCAUGGGGGUGGGUAGGUAGGGGUUAAUUUUGUGGCGUAUCUUCUAGCUGCUUCUUCCAGUCAUUAGUGAGUGAGUGUCUAGGGAACGUGAGCAUAUUUCGGUACUGCCCAGACGUCACGGGAUUAGGAAGGUACAUCACCCGAAGGGAGGGAGAUAGAAUCAUCCUUUAUCUCCAAAUCAAGUAGAACCGAUGCUUUGACCAUCUGUAUUUUGAAUCGCCCACCUCACACAUCCUUUCCCACAGUUUAUAGAGUUGAUUGUACUGGUCAGAAGUCUUUGCUGCGUCCUGGUUGAAGCAGGUCAUGGGUCCCACAUCCAAGGACCCAGGCAAAGGAUCGUGCUGCUUUGAUGAUGGCCUGGGGUGGCUGGGUGACUUACCGCUCUCCUGCCUUUCCUCUUCCCACGAUCACAGACUCUUCCCCGCCCUUCCACUC
This is a messenger RNA of Panthera uncia (snow leopard), 2685 nucleotides long. RefSeq names its product plexin-A2-like. The record is from RefSeq and is a predicted model, not a curated record. Gene Ontology annotation, molecular function: protein binding; semaphorin receptor activity. NCBI's taxonomy places the organism in Eukaryota, Metazoa, Chordata, Mammalia, Carnivora, Felidae. Gene Ontology annotation, biological process: regulation of cell shape; positive regulation of axonogenesis; negative regulation of cell adhesion. The transcript is spliced from 3 exons. Gene Ontology annotation, cellular component: semaphorin receptor complex. Bases 724 to 2277 code for a protein of 517 amino acids.